Monoraphidium neglectum is the source of this 891-nucleotide messenger RNA. RefSeq lists its product as hypothetical. Gene Ontology annotation, biological process: regulation of transcription by RNA polymerase II. NCBI's taxonomy places the organism in Eukaryota, Viridiplantae, Chlorophyta, Chlorophyceae, Sphaeropleales, Selenastraceae. Gene Ontology annotation, cellular component: nucleus. The transcript is spliced from 5 exons. The record is from RefSeq and is a predicted model, not a curated record. The coding region runs from base 1 to 891 and encodes 296 amino acids. Gene Ontology annotation, molecular function: cysteine-type deubiquitinase activity; DNA-binding transcription factor activity, RNA polymerase II-specific.
AUGAUUCCCGUCCUGAUAGUCGCCCCAGCGAGCGUCCUGGUAGCAGUGGGCAUCGUUCUGGCCCUGGUUCGGUGGCUUCAUUCAGAGUACAGGAGUCCAGCCACCGCCUCAGUCAGCAGCUUCCCUUCUGCCGUGCUGCAAUCGCGGCCGAGCGAGCCGUGGUGGGAGGCGCAGCAGCGCGCGCUCACAAACCGGGCAGCGGCGGCGGCGCAGGCGGCGCGCGGCCCCAGCAGCGGCGCGGGGGGCGGCGGGAGUAGCAGCGCGGAUCACGGGCACCAGCAGGCGCACCAGCAGCUGCACCAGCAGCAACGGCAGCAGCUGCAGCAGCUAACGCACGAGCAGCAGCAGCACCCGCGCGACAAGGGCGGCCUCGCCGGCGGCGACCCCAUGGUGGCGAUGUCGGUGGGCGGCUCGCGCUGCCGCGCGUGCCAGGCGCCCACGACGACACGAUGCAGCAAGUGCAAGGCGGUCAGCUACUGCUCGACCAGCUGCCAGCGCCAGGACUGGAACCGCGGCCACAAGUACGAGUGCCAGCGGCUGCAGAACCAGCAGGCCGUGUCGGCCGCCAACCGGGUGGCGGCGGCCAAGGGGAAGCUGGCCCGGCAGCUGGCCGCGCACCAGGCGGCGCAGCUGGCGCAGCAGCAGCGGGGCGCGGCGGGCGGGGGGCCGGCGAAGGCGGGGCAGCCGCAGGAGCCCGAGGAGGGGGCGCCAGUGCCGCAGCAGGUGAUUUUCCCCUACAAUGCGUUCCUCAAGCUGGCGGCGGCGGGCGGCGGCGCGCGGCGGCGCGCGGGGCCGCGGGGCCUCAUAAACGUCGGCAACAGCUGCUACGCCAACGCGACCAUGCAGGCGUUUGUGUUCUCCUUGUCGAGGCCGGCCACGCGCUCGAGCUAG